CAAUCAGCUGCAGGGGCGGGGCGGGACUUCCUGCGCGCGUUGAAGCGGUUCGACCCGCCGGCUCUCCGGUCCCGGCUCCGUGGUAGCGGCGGCGGUGGUGGCAGCGUCUCCCUGCGGAGGCGCGCGGGGCCAUGACGUCGGCGUCCACAAAGGUCGGAGAGAUCUUCUCCGCGGCGGGUGCUGCCUUCACGAAGCUCGGGGAGCUGACGAUGCAGCUGCAUCCCGUGGCCGACUCUUCCCCGGCGGGUGCCAAGUGGACGGAAACGGAGAUAGAGAUGCUGAGGGCUGCUGUGAAGCGAUUUGGGGACGAUCUUAAUCACAUCAGCUGUGUCAUCAAGGAACGGACAGUGGCUCAGAUAAAGGCCACUGUGAAGCGCAAGGUAUAUGAAGACUCUGGUAUCCCCCUGCCAGCUGAGUCACCCAAGAAAGGCCCCAAGAAGGUGGCAUCUGGUGUCUUGUCGCCUCCUCCAGCUGCCCCUCCACCAAGCAGCUCCAGUGUCCCAGAGACCGGGGGUCCCCCCACAAAGAAACAAAAGGCUGAUGUGACACUCAGUGCUUUGAACGACUCCGACGCCAACAGUGACCUGGUGGAUAUUGAAGGGCUAGGAGAAACUCCUCCAGCCAAGAAACUCAACUUCGACCAGGACAGCCUGACCCUGGAUUCUGGCCUUCUCAUGACCUCUGCUGAUUUUCCUCUGCUCUCUUGCUGAGCCUUCCACCUCUGACCCCUCUCACUGUUCAUCCUGGAGCUGUGGAUCACCUGGGACUCUGAGCAAGGCCUGCAUGAAAGAGGGUCGAAAGGCUGUUAGGGCUGCCCACCUUGUUCCAGUAUAAGCAUCUGCCUCCGACCCCUUUGAUCUCCAUCUGAUGGACAUUUUUAUACAGAAAACAAUAAAGAUCUCUCUCUCUCAGCUUG
Molecule: messenger RNA, 916 nt
Organism: Rhinolophus ferrumequinum (greater horseshoe bat)
Lineage: Eukaryota; Metazoa; Chordata; Mammalia; Chiroptera; Rhinolophidae
Gene: BACC1
Product: chromosome 21 C17orf49 homolog
Exons: 6
Coding region: 132-710 (192 amino acids)
Cellular component (GO): MLL1 complex; NURF complex
Source: RefSeq, a predicted model, not a curated record